AUGUACACCAAGCUGCGGGGCGAGCCUCACUCUGCCCGCUCGCCGUCCGUCUCGAUCGCUCUCCCUGGAGGAGGAGGAGGAGGAGGAUCGGGCGCAGCGUACUCGCCGCCGCGCUCGCCCACGCCAGUCUCGUUCGCAGACAGUCUCGCGACACUCCCACCCCGAGCAAAGCGCCUCCUCGCACUCGUCGUCGCCUUCGUCGUCGUCUUCGGCGCACCCCUCGUGCUGCGCGGCGGGAUCAGCGAGGACGUCGGCAGCGAGUACGAGAGUCCGUUCGGGACGUUUGGGGGGCUCGACGAGCGAGUAACGGCGCAGAGACCGCCUCGACGGACUGCGAACGACGGCACACCCCGAGCGGGCGCCUUCAAACCGCUCGCCGGCGCAUCCUCCAACAACCCCUCCGUCUCGCUCUCGUCCUUCCUCGAUUCCCAUUUCGGGCCGCCAGAUCUACCGCCACGAGAACAACCUCAUGUCUGGCUCACGAUGGCCGACGCGACUUGGGCGCGGACAGGGACGGCCGCACUGCACACUUUCGUCGAAAGGCUCAACGUCGAGCGGAGAGCGCGGUACGGGCGGAGAAAGGACGGCGUACGGGAUACGAAGCUGGUCGUGAUGUGUUUGGACGAAGAGUGCGUCGAGACGGUGGCCAAGUACAAGGAUGCGUACGGGCGGGGUACGGGAGGAGGGUAUGCGUACGCGGGAUUCAUGCACAACAGGCCUGAGCAGAUCUUCGCCUCGACAUGGCCGAAACUAGCCGCUUUCGUCGAAGUGCUCCCUCAUCGAGACCUCUUCUUCGUCGACUCGGACGUGGCCUUCCGCUACGACCCCUACCCUCACAUGGAGCCUCUCAUGGAGACCUACGACAUCGUCGCGCAAGAAAACGACUCGUGGGAUCACUUCAACACAGGCUGGAUGUGGAUCCGGAGCUCGCAGACUGCGGCGGAUGCCUGGAACGAGGUGUUGCAGAUGGAUAUGAAGCAGACGUCGCGGGAUCAGAACAACUUUAACGAGGUUCUCGGCACAGCCCUCCUGCGCCAACACCGCGACGGCGGCGACCCGCUCCGCAAGCCCCUCUUGUCAGACUUCACAGCCAAGAACGGCUUGAAGGUGCACGUCCUCGACGACAACGUCUUCCGAAGCCAUCACUUUGAGAUUGAUAGGCCGUACGCGGGGAGGGAUCGGUCGGUGUAUGUUCAUAUGACUUGCGGAGACGCUACCCUUACGAAGGCAUUUGUUGCCAAGGCCCAGGGCUUCUGGGGAGACGUCGACGGCUACUAUACCCAGCCUCCGCCGCUCCUUGCCGUCGACCAUCUCUCGGGCACGACCGAGGACGUCGAGCAACUCAUGAAGAUCCUCCUUACCGCUGCCCACUACUCCAACCGCACGCUCCUCCCUCCCUCUCACGCAACAUUCCUCGACAUCCCCUCCACCACAUCCUCCUCCUCUGCGCACUCAACACGCCAAAUUUUCUCGUCCUUCCCAGUCCCUCACAUCGCUGAAGCACUCGGAGUGGGAAUCGUUGAGCCGAGAUAUCCGACGUUGGCGGCGAGGGAGUUGGCGGGUGGGAGUGUGCUUGGACGAGAGGCGGGGCUGAGAGCGGAUGCGGGGAGGGUGGAGAAGGACGGUGGGAAGGGCAAGGCGGAGAAGAUUGUCAGGCUGGGAGAGGUGGUCGAGUUAGACAUGCGCCACACCCCAACCCUCAGCUCUCUCCUCUCGCUCCUCUCCCAACCCUCCUUCUCCCCCUCCUCCGCCCCAACCCUCAAACUCAUAAACUUCGACUGGCCCGACUCUCAACACUGGCGACUCUGGCGUCUCCCCCGCACGCUGGAACACAUCACGACCUGCCAAUUGCUCGAAGAGUUACCCGCUUGUGAUGCGAUUUGUCGUGGAUCGAGGGAGGGAGUGAAGGUUGAGGAGGGGUGGCCUUCGGUUGAGGAGGCGUCGGCGUUGGGCGAGGAGGAGGCGUACGAGGAGGAGGGAGCGGAACGGUAG
Molecule: messenger RNA, 1992 nt
Organism: Rhodotorula toruloides NP11
Lineage: Eukaryota; Fungi; Basidiomycota; Microbotryomycetes; Sporidiobolales; Sporidiobolaceae
Exons: 11
Coding region: 1-1992 (663 amino acids)
Source: RefSeq, a predicted model, not a curated record